GCCGCGGGUCGGGCCAUGGCGGCGCUGCGGCUGCGGCUCGCGCUGUCGGUGCUGUGGCACUUGGCCGCCGCCGGCCGCGGGCUGGAGCUGGGCGCGCUGGAGGCGGCGCGGGGCCGGGCGGCGCGGUGCCAGCCCGUGGACAUCCCCAUGUGCCGCGGCAUCGGGUACAACCUGACCCGGAUGCCCAACCUGCUGGGCCACGAGAGCCAGCGCGAGGCCGCCCUGAAGCUGCACGAGUUCGCGCCGCUGGUGGAGUACGGCUGCCACGUCCACCUGCGCUUCUUCCUCUGCUCGCUCUACGCGCCCAUGUGCACCGACCAGGUGAGCGCCAGCAUCCCCGCCUGCCGGCCCAUGUGCGAGCAGGCGCGGCACAAGUGCGUCCCCAUCAUGGAGCAGUUCAACUUCGGCUGGCCCGAGUCGCUCGACUGCGGCCGCCUGCCCACCAAGAACGACCCCAACGCGCUCUGCAUGGAGGCCCCCGAGAACGCGUCGGCCGCGGAGCCGCACCGCGGGCAGGGGAUGCUGCCGGUCGCGCCCCGCCCGUGGCCGCCGGGCUCCGCCGAGAGCAGCGGCCCCGACGGGCCGGGAGCCUGCGCCAACCCCGACAAGUUCCAGUACGUGGAGAAGAGCCUGUCCUGCGCCCCCCGCUGCUCGCCCGGCGUGGACGUGUACUGGUCCCGCCGGGACAAGGACUUCGCCUUCGUCUGGAUGGCCGUGUGGUCCACGCUCUGCUUCGUCUCCACCGCCUUCACCGUGCUCACCUUCCUGCUGGACCCGCACCGCUUCCAGUACCCCGAGAGACCCAUCAUCUUCCUCUCCAUGUGCUACAACGUCUACUCCGUGGCCUUCAUCAUCCGCUCGGUGGCGGGGGCUGAGAACAUCGCCUGCGACCGGGAGAACGGCGAACUCUACAUCAUCCAGGAGGGGCUGGAGAGCACGGGCUGCACCAUCGUCUUCCUCAUCCUCUACUACUUCGGCAUGGCCAGCUCCCUCUGGUGGGUCGUGCUCACCCUCACCUGGUUCCUGGCCGCCGGUAAGAAGUGGGGGCACGAGGCCAUCGAGGCGCACAGCAGCUAUUUCCACAUGGCCGCCUGGGGCAUCCCGGCCAUGAAGACCAUCGUCAUCCUCACCAUGCGGAAGGUGGCGGGGGACGAGCUGACGGGGCUGUGCUACGUGGGCAGCAUGGACGUCAGCGCUCUGACCGGCUUCGUCCUCAUCCCGCUCUCCUGCUACCUGGUGGUGGGCACCUCCUUCAUCCUCACCGGCUUCGUCGCCCUCUUCCACAUCCGGAAGAUCAUGAAGACGGGCGGCACCAAGACAGAGAAGCUGGAGAAGCUGAUGGUGCGCAUCGGGGUCUUCAGCGUCCUCUACACGGUCCCUGCCACCAUCGUCAUUGCCUGCUACUUCUACGAGCGUCUCAACGUGGAUUAUUGGAACCUCCGUGCCCUGGAGCGCGGCUGCAUCCCGCUGCCCAACCGACGUGCAGCCAACUGCUCUCUGGACACCUCAGUGCCCACCGUGGCCGUCUUUAUGCUGAAGAUUUUCAUGUCCUUGGUGGUGGGCAUCACCAGCGGGGUGUGGGUCUGGAGCUCCAAGACGUUGCAGACCUGGCAGAGCCUGUGCAACAGGAAGCUGGGAGUGAGGACGAGGGGCAAGCCCUGCAGUGGGGUGAGCUGCGGUGGGGUGCACUGCCACUAUAAGGCACCCACUGUCAUGCUGCAUAUGACCAAGACGGACCCGUAUCUGGACAACCCGACUCACGUCUAAUGUGGGGCUGCCCCCAAUAGCUGUCUGCUUUUCCUAGGAAUCAUCCUGUUGUUGCUGUUGCCAAAUCCAAUGACUGUUCUAACGCUUUUAUUGGGGGGCGGCUGGGGCUGGAGCAGCAGGAAAAGGGGAAUAAUCCAGUUUGUGUUUAUUUAAUUCUGUAAUUUAUUUUAGAUUUUUUGUUUUUUUUAAUCAUUAGCUGCGAGGAAUGGAAAACAAACAAUAAACCCCUGGAUGUGUUAUUCCAAAUGA
Molecule: messenger RNA, 2016 nt
Organism: Coturnix japonica (Japanese quail)
Lineage: Eukaryota; Metazoa; Chordata; Aves; Galliformes; Phasianidae
Source: RefSeq, a predicted model, not a curated record